Brassica rapa (field mustard) is the source of this 1371-nucleotide messenger RNA. Its product is annotated as zinc finger CCCH domain-containing protein 14. The record is from RefSeq and is a predicted model, not a curated record. Gene Ontology annotation, molecular function: mRNA binding; metal ion binding. Lineage: Eukaryota; Viridiplantae; Streptophyta; Magnoliopsida; Brassicales; Brassicaceae.
CAAUUAAAUACACCCAGAUCCAUAAACCGACUCACUCUAAGGUCUAGAUUGUGUAUAGGAACAAGCUUCUGGUGGUCUCUCCCGCAUGUGAUUGUAACUCUUCUUCUCCCUCACCUAUCUCUUGGUUCGGUAUUUGACAGUGUAUAAAUACUCAUUUACAGAGCAUUGUUCAUCUUUCUUUCACCGCCUCUUUCUCUUUUGCCUUCUCCACACUUCAACGAUACUCAGGAAGCUUUUAACAGAAUCGAAAAAUGGAGAAAGUGGCGUCCGCCGUAACGGAUCUGGCGUGCGUGACGGCGCUAAACUCGCCGCCGCCUCCGCUAUCACCUCAAUCUGACAAAAGCGUCACCAAACAGCACCAGGAAGAUUUCGCCGCGAGCUUCGCCUCGCUCUACAACUCGAUCUUCUCGCCGGAAUCUCAGUUUCCCGACUCGCUCUCCCUCUCUCCGUCUCCUCCGUACUCCUCCUCCUCUCCUCCCUUUCGCGUCGACAUCGCCACCGAGCACCGCCUCCGCCAAGCGAGUCUCAUCCUCGAGUACGACGAGCUCAACGAGAACUACGAGGUUUGCCUCUCCCGCCUCCAGUCCCUGAUGACGGAGCUCGACUCGCUCCGCCGCGAGAACGACGCGCUUCGCCAGGAGAACGUCGAUCUCCUCAAGCUCAUCCACAUCUCCACUUCGUCGUCUUCCUCCUCCGUCUCUCCGCCGCACGUCCGUAACCGCCAACAGAUCUCCGAUUUCCGUAGCCAAGCGAGGAGGAGAAGCGAUCCGGAGAGAAACUCGUUGCCUAAGAGCAUCUCCGUCCGCUCGCCGGGAUAUCUCAAGAUGAUGAGCCAUGGAUAUGGCGGUGCGAGUCGUCAAACGAGUCAACUCGGUUCCGACUCGAAGGUGUGUGUGCCGACGAAAGGAGAGAGAGAUGCGUUGGAGCUUGAGGUGUACCGUCAAGGGAUGACGAAGACGGAGCUCUGCAACAAGUGGCAACAGACCGGAGCUUGUCCUUACGGAGAUAACUGCCAAUUCGCUCACGGAAUCGACGAGCUCCGUCCGGUGAUAAGGCACCCGCGCUACAAAACGGAAGUCUGCCGUAUGAUCGUCACCGGAUCCACGUGCCCUUACGGCCACCGUUGCCACUUCCGUCACUCACUCACCGAUCAAGAGAGGAUGCUUCUCACUCACUGAUCUGGGAAGAGCAAAGGUUAUACAUAAUAAAAAGGGGUAAUAAUAAUUUGUACAGAUUUGAUACCUAUAUAAAUAUCGUAAUUUUUUUUCUGGGUAAUUGAAUGGUAGAAAGGGAACGAUGUUAAAUAAAUGUUGAUACGGUUAAAGGAAUAUAAUUACGGAUGGAGAUGAUUAAAGUUUUUAACUUUGUGUC